UAUCAAAUUAUUAGUUAAAAUUCAAAUAAAUCAUUAUUUAAUUAAAUCAGUUUUUAAAACAUUAGAUCCAAAAAUCAUGUCAUCACCGGAUGACCACAGUUUGCAACACUUGGACACCAAUGAUGUCAACGAUGAAAAUGAUAAUGACCAUAAAUACGAAGAAGAAGAGGACGAAGAAGAGUCGACUAAAGAGUACGGUAAAGGUGGCUAUCAUUGUGUCCAAAUCGGUGACACAUUUUACCACAAGAGAUAUAGAGUAAUCCGAAAGCUUGGUUGGGGUGCCUUCAGUACUGUAUGGCUGUGUGUGGACACUAAAGUCAACUCAUAUGUGGCCAUCAAAGUGGUUAAGAGUAAUAAGGUUUACACAGAAAAUGCCGAAAAAGAGAUUGAGAUCUAUGAGACCAAACAAGUCAGUGAUGUCAACAAUCCGUACUCUCAACGAGUCGUCAAAUUUCUUAAGUCUUUCUCAAUUGUCGGACCAAAUGGAAAGCAUAAAUGUUUGGUGUUUGAAGUAUUAGGCGACUCUUUAUUGAAAUACAUGACAACUAUGCAUCCAACAGGURUUUACCUACCGAUACUCAAGAAAAUUAUUGUUCAAGUCUUGCAAGGAUUGGAUUAUUUGCAUACAAACUGCCAAUUGAUUCACACAGAUAUCAAACCUGAAAACAUUAUGCUAACAAUCAGUGAAAGUCAAGUGCGACAAAUGCAUACACAAGUGGUCAAUAUGAUUGGUAUGUCCGGUGAGAUUCAAUUGCCAAAUCAUUUAGUAUCAACUGCUCCGUCAAAUGUCGUCAAAAAGUGUAACAAAUACUUCAAAUGUAACCGAAAGUCGUGUUUUCAAAAUGUUGUCGAUUUGAUAGUUAAAUGUGAAGACAAUUGCAAUGUCCAUCACAUUAACGAUAAUAAUAGCAAUGAUGACAUAUUUGUGAAAAUUGCUGAUUUGGGAAACGCCUGUUUCACUUACGAUACAUACAACGCCACUAUUCAGACGCGACCUUAUCGGUCACCCGAAGUAAUAUUAGGCUCAAAAUACGGUCCAUCGGCUGAUAUUUGGUCAGUUGCUUGUAUGGCCUUUGAGUUGGCCACUGCUGAUACUUUGUUUGCUCUCGAAUCAGAUGACAAAGACAAAGAUAAAAAUUUGUCAAAAAACAGUAAACAUUUGGAACUUAUCAUUCAAUUAUUAGGUCCCAUUCCUAAGCAAUGCAGAAAAGGCAUGUAUUAUAGCAACUAUUUGACCCCUGGGUGUCAUUUUAAACAUCGCAAAAGGAGUCAGAAAAUUGUUAGCAAAACAAUUGAUGACUUACUGGUCACUCAAUACAAUUGGUCACCUAAUGAAGCCAUUGGUUUCGCACAGUUUCUCACUCCUAUGUUAAACAUUGAUCCCGUAAAACGUUGGACAGCAACUCAAUGUUUGACUCAUCAGUGGCUUUAUAGCUAAUAGUAGUUUAUAUACAGUACUGUAUAUUAUUAUUAAAA
Molecule: messenger RNA, 1476 nt
Organism: Oppia nitens
Lineage: Eukaryota; Metazoa; Arthropoda; Arachnida; Sarcoptiformes; Oppiidae
Product: SRSF protein kinase 1-like
Exons: 6
Coding region: 77-1438 (453 amino acids)
Biological process (GO): regulation of mRNA processing; protein phosphorylation; spliceosomal complex assembly
Molecular function (GO): protein kinase activity; ATP binding
Source: RefSeq, a predicted model, not a curated record